AUGAUUGAUUUGGUGUCACGACGAGAGCGGACAUAUAACAAUGCGGACAUUAUUGUGCAGAACAAUCUGCUCAGUCAUGCAAAGCUGUUGUACUAUCGUCUGUUCGCCUUUUUUCCUAUUGGUCUAAUUGUCAAAGCGGCAGAGGUCGUGAUGGUGAAUGGGAGCUGGACUGGCGGUCAUAUUAGACGUUUAUGGCAUUGCCAAGAUGUGAAGGUCGUCUUUCCACCGUGUGAUGUUACAGCCUUUCUGGCACUCGAGCAAAUAGCCGAAGCG
This is a messenger RNA of Ostertagia ostertagi, 273 nucleotides long. Lineage: Eukaryota; Metazoa; Nematoda; Chromadorea; Rhabditida; Trichostrongylidae. The record is from the annotation of a GenBank genome assembly.